This is a messenger RNA of Papaver somniferum (opium poppy), 598 nucleotides long. RefSeq names its product S-norcoclaurine synthase 2-like. Bases 1 to 474 code for a protein of 157 amino acids. The transcript has 2 exons. The record is from RefSeq and is a predicted model, not a curated record. Gene Ontology annotation, cellular component: cytoplasm; nucleus. NCBI's taxonomy places the organism in Eukaryota, Viridiplantae, Streptophyta, Magnoliopsida, Ranunculales, Papaveraceae. Gene Ontology annotation, biological process: abscisic acid-activated signaling pathway; defense response. Gene Ontology annotation, molecular function: abscisic acid binding; signaling receptor activity; protein phosphatase inhibitor activity.
AUGGUCAAGUAUAUGCUUAGUAGCGAACUAGAGGUGGCAGCGCCAGCAGAAUUUGUAUGGGCUGUUUUCUCCUCUAAGGAAGUUCCUAAACUUGUUCCAAAAUUGCUUCCAAGUGCAUUUGAGAAGGUAAAAAUUCUUGAAGGUGAUGGUGGUCUUGGAACCGUUAUUGACCUCGUAUAUCCUCAAGGACAUGUGCCAUUGUCAUACAAAGAAAAGAUCGUGACAGUCAAUAACCAAGAACGUCUUAAAGAGACACAGCAGAUCGAAGGAGGAUAUCUGGAUAUGGGUGUAACAUUUUUAAUCGAAAGUUUCCAAAUGAUCGAGAAAGAUGCUGACUCAUGCAUAAUCAAGUCCACGGUUAGAUAUGAAGUCCCUGAUGAUCUUGCUCAUAACGUUUCUCAUCUCAUUAGUGCUGACCAUCUUCUUACCAUGGCUAAGGUUGGAGCAAAAUAUGCUCUCAGUCUUAGGCAAUAAGUAUCACAAUAUUGAAAAAUGGUGCUAGCCAGCUUAAAACAACUCAGUUGGCCAAGUAUUUGAUUCUCGUAUUUUAAUAAGGUCAAAAGUUCUGGUGUCCUAGUUAAUAAGCUUGCGUGUAAAU